AUGCAGGAGGCCUCCGGGCCUGAAGGCACGGACCCUGGAGAGGAGGAGGAGGAGGAGGAGACACCCCUUGUCUCCUUGUCCUGCUGGGGGACCCUCCACAAGGUGCUGCAGGAGCUGCCUGGACCCCCGAUCCUGGUAGCUUCCGGGGCUGUCUUGAUGGGGGCCCAGGGCAGGCAGGCAGGCCCUCGCGCAGCCCCUGCUGCUGUCCAUGUGACUGCCAUGCUACCCUGCCGGAAGCGCUGCCUAUGCCGCUCAGCCCAGGUACUGGUGGGACUCCUGUGCAGCCUGGCCACCCUCUUGGUGCUUGGCUUCCUGACUGGCAGCCACCACGAGGAGCUGCUCUCACGCUCGCUGCCCUUCUGGAUGGGCGACAUUGUGGGGCAGCAACACAUAGGCAACCUGCUUCUGCCGCCACCCAAUGCUUUCCCACUGUCCCCAUCACCCUGUACCCUGACCGACCCCUGGCUAUUGGUCCUAGUGGCCAGUGCACCUGGACAUGCAGCCCGGCGGGCGGUGGUGCGGCAAAGCUGGGCGGUUGCGAGGGUGGCAGCGGGGCACCGUGUGCGCACAGUCUUCAUGUUGGGUCUGCCCGGGGAUGAAGCACAGCAGGCAGCACUGGAGCACGAGGCGGCCGAGUACAGUGACCUGUUGCAGGCACGCUUUGCUGACACCUAUGCAAACCUAACGUUGAAGACGCUGGCAAUGCUGGGCUGGGCCGUUGCCCAUUGCCCUGCUGCCCACUUCCUGGUCAAGGCUGAUGAUGACGUCUUCCUCAACCUGCCUGCCCUGGCGCGACGCCUGGAUCAGCUGGCCAGUCUGCCUGCUGCCUACCUGGGCCAGGUCUACUCGAACGUGGCACCCAUCCGCAAUCCGCAGAGCCGGCACUACGUGCCCACCUCACUCUACCUGGAACCCACUUUCCCACCCUACUGCAGCGGCACCGCCUAUGUGCUUUCUGCCCCAGCUGCUGCCGCUGUCCUGGGUGCUGCCCACCAGCUGCCGCUGCUGCCUGUGGAGGAUGUGUUUGUGGCGCUGUGCGCCCGCCAUGCUGGCAUUGCCCCGCGCCAUGUGGACCAUUUUUCCGGGGCUUCUCACUACCCGCUCGAUGCCUGCUGCUAUCGGGAGGUGCUCUUCAGUGUGCACGAAGUGGCGCCUGCCGAGAUGCUGGCCAUGUGGGAGGCAUCUGAGCACCUGUGCACCACCUGGCAGCGUUUCCUUGGCCUGGCCCGCUGCAAGGUACUGGCCUGGCUAGCCAUGGAGGAUAACCCGUGA
This is a messenger RNA of Protobothrops mucrosquamatus (brown spotted pit viper), 1272 nucleotides long. RefSeq names its product beta-1,3-galactosyltransferase 4-like. NCBI's taxonomy places the organism in Eukaryota, Metazoa, Chordata, Lepidosauria, Squamata, Viperidae. Gene Ontology annotation, molecular function: N-acetyl-beta-D-glucosaminide beta-(1,3)-galactosyltransferase activity. The transcript is spliced from 2 exons. Gene Ontology annotation, cellular component: membrane. Bases 1 to 1272 code for a protein of 423 amino acids. The record is from RefSeq and is a predicted model, not a curated record.